UCUAGAUUCUAGUAUAGAUAUAACCGAGUCACUCGCUCACUCUGUUACGAAACGCAUCUCGCUGACCAAACCAAAGUAGCACCGAUGGCAUUUACCGACUUUUUCGCCGGGGAAAUCGCGACGGAACUUCUAAAACAGUUAAUCGCUAUCUCACGCAAGUCAUGCCUCUGCAAAUCCAGUGCGGACAGCCUUAUCACAAGCAUCGAAGAACUCCUUCCCAUCGUCAAUGAAAUCAAGUACUCAGGCGUCGAGCUACCAGCCAUCCGUCAAUCUCAGCUCGACCGUUUCUCUGAGACGCUACGCGGCGGCAUCGAAUUGGCCCGCAAAGUCCUUGCUUCCGGCCGUUGGAACGUCUACAAGAAUCUCCAGCUGGCCAGGAAGAUGGAGAAGUUAGAGAAACAAGUUUCGAGGUUCGUUAGCGGGCCGAUGCAAGCUCACUUGUUGGCUGAUGUUCACCACAUGCGGUUCGAAACGAUGGAGCGGUUCGACCGGUUGGAAGGCCGGUUGGAGCAGAGGCUCAAUUCGAUGAAGAUCGGAGCGGGAGGGUGGGUCGAAGAAGCUGUUAAGAGAAUGGAAGUUGAAGAGGAGGCUAGUUUGGGAAUUAUCGGUGGAGUUGGAUUGGAUUUAGGAAAAAAUAAAGUGAAAAAUAUGAUAAUCGGAAGAGCUGAUAUAAACGUUGUUGGAAUUUGUGGUAUUGGAGGAUCGGGUAAAACUACGCUGGCCAAUGAAAUUUGUAAAGAUAAUCAAGUCCGAAGUUACUUCAACGAAAGGAUUUUGUUCUUAACUGUAUCACAAUCACCGGAUAUCCAACAGUUGAGGGCAAGAAUAUGGGGAUUUCUUACAGGAAACGAGGCCAUGGGUUACACCAAUAAUCUGUUUAUUCCUCAUGGGAAGUUACAGUGUGAGUGGGGAAGUGGACCACAAACUCUGGUUGUUUUGGACGAUGUUUGGUCCCUUCCCAUACUGGAACAACUGAUUUUCAGGAUCCCAACAUAUAAAACUCUGGUCGUUUCAAGAUUCAGGUUCUCAACAACUGUCGUUCAUGAAGUUUACAAGGUAGAGUUGCUGAGUGAAGAUGAGUCUUUGUCCCUGUUUUGUCACUCUGCUUUCGGGCAAACUUCGAUCCCACCUACUGCCAAUGAGUCUUUGGUCAAGCAGAUUGUUAAUGAAUGUAAAGGACUUCCUUUGGCACUUAAAGUUAUCGGAGCUUCGCUGCGAGACCAACCUGAAAUGUAUUGGGCCAGUGCUAAGAAAAGGUUAUUACGAGGAGAACCAAUAUGCGAGUCCCACGAAAACAAGCUGCUGGAGCGGAUGGCAAUAAGUGUGGAAUACUUGAACAAAAAGGUUAAGGAAUGUUUCUUGGAUUUGGGAUCUUUUCCAGAAGAUAAGAAAAUCCCCCUUGAUGUUCUCAUUAAUAUGUGGGUUGAGAUACAUGACAUUGAUGAGGAGGAAGCUUUUGCCAUUCUCGUCGAGCUUGCUGAUAAGAACCUUCUCACUUUGGUGAAAGACGCACGGGUUGGAGAUGCAUACAGUAGUUUUUAUGAAAUCUGUGUUACUCAGCAUGAUGUGUUGAGGGACCUUGCUCUUCAUCUAAGCAAUCGAGGGGAUGUGAAUGAAAGAAAGCGGUUGCUUAUGCCUAGAAGAGAUACUGAACUCCCGAGAGAAUGGGAAAGAAACACGGAUCAGCCAUUCAAUGCUCAAAUAGUUUCAGUUCAUACAGGAGAAAUGAGGGAAAUGGACUGGUUUUGUAUGGAGUUCCCCAAGGCUGAAGUACUCAUACUGAAUUUCUCCUCCACUGAAUACUUCUUGCCUCCUUUCAUAGAUAACAUGCCCAAGCUUAAGGCACUUAUUGUGAUAAACUAUGGUACAACAGCAGCAAUACUUAAGAAUUUUUCAGCCUUCACCACUCUAGCAUAUUUGCGGAGCCUAUGGCUUGAAAAAGUGUGGGUUCCUCAGUUGACCAACCCCACUGUUCCCCUAAAGAACUUGCAGAAACUAUCUAUGGUUCUUUGCAAGGUUAGUAACAACUUUAAUCCAUCAGUGCUAGACCUGCCGCUGAUCUUCCCUUGUAUAUCAGAUCUCAUAAUCGAUCACUGUGAUGAUUUGAUUAAGUUGCCAUUGAGCAUCUGUGAGGUGAAUUCACUCAAGAGCCUGAGCAUAACCAACUGCCACCGAUUAUGUGAAUUGCCUGCUGAUUUGGGUAUGCUGAAGAAACUACAGAUACUGAGGUUGUACGCUUGUCCAGAGCUAAAGGUGCUCCCUCCCAGCAUUGGCGAGCUUAUUGGGUUAAAAUACCUUGAUAUUUCACAAUGUGUUAACUUGAGGUGCCUACCUAGGGAAAUAGUUAAAUUAGCAAGACUGGAAAAGAUAGACAUGAGGGAAUGCUCGCAGAUUAUGAGUCUACCACCAGGAAACGCCUUAUCGAACUUGAAGUCGCUGCGCCGAGUCAUCUGCGAUGAUGAAGUUUUGUGGCAGUGGAAAUAUCUGGAGAAGGCCAUGCCAGAGCUUUAUGUUCAAGUUGCGGAGAAAUGGUAUAGUUUGGACUGGUUGGAUGGCUAAAAGUAACACUUUGUUCAUAUCAUGUAUCCGCUAAUGUAAAUAUCAACGUGCGUAAUUUUAAUAAAAAGCGAUCUUUUUUUCUUCU
Molecule: messenger RNA, 2644 nt
Organism: Hibiscus syriacus
Lineage: Eukaryota; Viridiplantae; Streptophyta; Magnoliopsida; Malvales; Malvaceae
Product: probable disease resistance protein At4g33300
Exons: 5
Coding region: 85-2559 (824 amino acids)
Biological process (GO): defense response to fungus
Molecular function (GO): ADP binding
Source: RefSeq, a predicted model, not a curated record